UGCAAUAUGCAGCGGAAAUCUCCGAUUACGUAGACCUGAAAGGUGUAAAAUUAGUGUUAUUGUUUGUUUGUUUGUGUCUAUACGUGAAAGUUUGGCAGGACUCUCCCUCAGGUAAAACCAUUACGUGGCGUGUUCCUUUAUUUAGAUCUAGAUCUAUGUCUACGUCUUAUCACGAGCUUAUCACGAGCUCAUAAUUGUUACCGUUAGCUGAAUGAAUAAGACGUGCUUUGAUAAUAAAUUUUAAUUUUUAAAAAAUGGCAGCUUUGAAUUUUUUUACUUCGCUUGUUUUUACAGUCAUUGUAGCUGGACUCGCCAUGCCAAUGACGCUGGACGAUUUACAAAGCACGCACUGCCCAGUAGGGACCACCCUCUGCGUGUUUGACGGAAGCUGCUGCCGUUCCGAUAGCCAGUUCUGCGACCAGCAGAUCCGAACCUGUAAUAACGUGUUUCCGGCGGGCGCAGACCCGCUCCGGCUCUGCUGCGACGCAGCUCUGGGCCAAAAUAUCACCAGUCAAGAAAGACUGAAUUCCUGCUAUUUUAGAUAUGGAAUGACGUCACUUCUCGACAGAUGCUCGGACCCGAGAGAAGCGGCUUAUGACGUGUAUGACAUCCUGAUGAUAGUCUUGAUAGUACUAUCGGUUGGCUUGAAUAUUAUUUUUCUGAUCUGCUGUCUAAAGAUAAGGAAAUGCCCACGUCCGAGAUCUGAAGAAAAAUACAAAAACGGUAUCAAGCCAAAAGAGUAUAUAACUUUUGUCCCGAUUGAAGAAGGUGCUUACGGCAAACAGACUGAGACUGCCGACCUCAUGGGGUCAAGUUCUGGAACUCUCGACCAGAGUGGGGAAGAGGCCAGGACAGCCGCUGCCGGAGGUGUCUUCCCAACCACCAACGACAAUGAUGACGUCUACGAAAUCGUACCCACUGGUGCAUCCUACAAGCACCAAAGUGUAGCACAGACGCAAGAAAUCGCUUGACAUAAUGAAGGGCUUUAGAUCAUUUUUGGGGCUUGGUGAAUAGAGUACUUUGGCUACAAAAGAUAGAUAAAACUCAUUUGAACAGGGCCGUCCAUAAGUGAUAUCGCAAUAGGGCUGGUAAGUAGGUCACCAACCAGUUAUAUGGCUCAUGCAGGUUUUAUUGAGCCGUAGAACUUGUUGGUGACCUACUUACCAGCCCUAUUACAACCGAUUUAUUCUCCCCAUUCCACAUAGGUACACGUUACCACAAAGAUAAUACUACUCCCCCUCCUCACCCUCUCUCAACACGAAAUGACGUUACCAAAUUUUGCCCAAGAUUCAAAUACCCAAAACCAACAAAAAGUCAAGUUAUUUUAUUAUAGUGAUUAAAAUUUUCGCAGGCUGCCCGCUGGGUUUUAAAUCAAUAUUUUUUAAGCGAGAGACGAUCGGCUUUAAAAUAAUAAGAUGUAGGUUUGAUAGUCCCAAAUAUCCGCCCCCCCCCCCCCCAUAGGAGUGUGAUGCCAUUUAUGGACGACCCCUUCACUGAAAAUUGUAACUUUACCACUCAUUUGUAUCAUUAUAAAAAAUGAACACCAGAGAAUUUUAUAAAAACCUGACAAAUGAAUUUCGACCUUUCGCACUCGUCUCAUUGAACAUAGAAACAAGUUUUUAAAACCCCAACCUCAUUCGAAUUUUAGCUGAGAUAAGAUCAGUAGAUUCGCCUGCUACUUCUUAUUUCAAGCUAAUUCGAGUUUUGUUGGGUUUUUUAAAAAAAAUGUUUCCAUUGUUCCUUCUGACGAAAACGAAAGGUCGAAUCGUCAUUUUUUUCAAUUUGUUUCUUUUUGGGGUUUUAUGAGAUAGUGUGAUGCCAUUUAUGGACGACCCCCUCACUGAAAAUUGCAACUUUACCACUCAUUUGGAUCAUUAUUAAAAAAAUGAACAGCAGAGAAUUUUAUAAAAACCUGACAAAUGAAUUUCGACCUUUCGCACUCGUCUCAUUGAACAUAGAAACAAGUUUUUUUAAAACCUCAACCUCAUUCGAAUUUUAGCUUAGAUAAGAUCAGUAGAUUCUCUUGCUACUUCUUCUCAUUUCAAGCUAAUUCGAGUUGUGUUUUUUUUUUAAAAAAAAUGUUUCUAUAGUUCCUUCUGACGAAAACGAAAGGUCGAAUCGUCAUUUUUUUCAAUUUAUUUCUUUUUGGGGUUUUAUGAGAUACUUUGUUCAUAAAUUUCGACAUUGCCUAAAACUCAAUGCAUAAAAUCGGUCUACGUAACAAUGACAACUUUCAAAUUUUUCAAUUUUGACAUUGAUCAAUAGGCUAACGUAGUAAAAGACGUAUUCGAGAGUUAAGGGGGUAGGCUCCGGUAAAAGAACAAAACACUUUUUAAAUACUAGAGAACAAUUUUUUCUCUACGGUUUUUUUUUAAAGGUACAUCCGCAUAUAUUUCCAUUAAAAAACUGGUGGGAAAAUUUGGUAACCAGGACAAAUGCGGCCAUCUUGACAAAUUGACUUAUUCGUAGGAUUUCCACCAUUCAUAAAGUAUUAUUUUUUGAACCCAAUAAAGAAUGAAUUCAUAAUCUUCUACCAUAUUUUGGAGUACUCAGCUAAAAAUUGUAGGUGUAGUUCUUCAAACUAAUUUUAAGGGAAUUUUGGGGUCUUAAAUUUAAUGUUGUUUGUUGGGCCCAUUCUUUGUUGGUCUCAAAAUAUAAUACUUUAUGAAUGGUGGAAAUCAUACGAAUACGUUAAUUUUUCAAGAUGGCCGCCGUUGUCAUGGUUACCAAAAUUUUCCCGCCAAUUUUUAAAAAUAGAAACACAUGCGGAUGUAUCUUUAAAAAGCUGUAAAGAAAAAAUAGUUUGUUCGCUAGUAUUUUUUUUUUUAAUUUUUUUUUUUUUGGAGCCUAACCCCUUAAAGUAGAAAGAUAAAACCCUCGAUACGUCAGGCAAUGUAUUAUCAAUGACAUAUCUACGUUUUCACCAUCAGUACCGCAAUAUUUGAAAAAAAAAUCCUUUUUGUUCAACUUCUACAUUCUUCUUCUCAUGCCAUUUUAUAUCAUCUUCCUGUAAUUAGACUUCCCAACUGAUCAGUACUGAUCUCAAGCUAAGCCAAUGAAGAUAUCUCCCCCCCCCCCCCCCUUUUUUUUUUCCAUUACAUUAAUAUUGCAUGAAGUUUUUUUUUUUUUAAAGAAUGUGUUUAUGAAGUCUGGUUUUAGUGCACUUUAAUAAUGUUUUUUCUUUUAUUUUUAUUGCUUUAGCCCUUAACUUAGUUAACAAAAUGCCUUUAAAAUGUCUACGUAUAAUUCAAGUUUACGGAUAGGAAAAAGAAUUAGAACAUUCUUGUAUUCUGGUACAAAAUUACAGUAAAAUUAGUUAAAUGAAUAAAACAAAAAGUUGUAAAGCUUCA
Physella acuta is the source of this 3350-nucleotide messenger RNA. RefSeq lists its product as uncharacterized. The record is from RefSeq and is a predicted model, not a curated record. NCBI's taxonomy places the organism in Eukaryota, Metazoa, Mollusca, Gastropoda, Physidae.